Teleopsis dalmanni is the source of this 3285-nucleotide messenger RNA. RefSeq lists its product as uncharacterized. Bases 1 to 3285 code for a protein of 1094 amino acids. Gene Ontology annotation, molecular function: nucleic acid binding; zinc ion binding. Lineage: Eukaryota; Metazoa; Arthropoda; Insecta; Diptera; Diopsidae. The record is from RefSeq and is a predicted model, not a curated record. The transcript is spliced from 2 exons.
AUGGUCAACAGACAAAUUGAACAACCAUCUACAUACUAUUCUAUAGAGGCAGCCAGUCUUGAAGGAUAUAUGGUCGAUUUAGUGGCAAAUAACACAACGUUAUGGAAAGCUACCCACGAAAGCAUCAUUGAGGACUACAUACUGGAAAUGUUUUAUGAACUCGAGGAAAAGGCAGGAGCUGCCAUUAUCGAACUACAACAACAUUUGCAUAAUAAUCAGACAAUUCGCAACUCAAGACAGACAGAUUGCGAAUUGCCUCUACCAAGAAUAUCACUACCAAAAUUUGAUGGAAACUAUAUGCGGUGGGUCGAAUUCAAGGACUUGUAUAUGGAAUUGGUCCACAACACGGACAUCAGUGACAGCAAAAAAAUGCAUUAUCUGACUACAUCAUUGGAUAACGAGCCAAAGGGGCUAAUUAGACAUCUUCCAGUAGUAGGAGAAAAUUACAAUAUAGCCUGGACUUUACUUACAAGUCGUUAUGAAAAUAAACGACUUCUGGUUACAACACUCCUAAAUAAAUUAAUGGGACAAUCCUCCAUUAAAAGGGAGUCGGCACCAGCAUUAAAAUCUCUACACGAUGUAAGCAAGAAAUGCAUACAUGGUCCCCAGGCUCAAGGAGUUCCAGUCGAACAUUGGGAUGUUAUCCUGGUACAUCUAUUGCUGCGCAAGCUGGAUGCAGAAACUCUAACAGCUUUCGAAGAAGGGCUAACAGACAACAAACGUUUAAUAACCAUUGAUGAAUUGCUAAAAUUUUUGGAACAUAGAUUUCAAUCACUUGAGGCUAGUGGAAAAGGAGAUUCAUCAUUCACUCGAACGUGUGCUUCAGCUACAAAAUUUGGUUUAAGUAAAACCUGUCCAAUUUGCAAUAAAGACGGUCACAUGGUCUACGCUUGCAAAAAAUUCGAGACAGCUAAUCUAUCACAACGAUGGAAUUGGGUUAAGGAGUUCAAUUUGUGUGUGAACUGCCUCAGGAUUGGACAUCGAGCUGAUGAGUGUAAAUCCAGGCACUGCACUAAGUGUUCUAAAAAACAUAACACUUUGAUGCAUAAUCCAAAGGGGAAUCAAUACACAAAAGGUACUGUUCUUCAAGGAAAUAACUCAACGCCUCAACAAACAGGUCAAGCUUCAGUUUCAAACCAAUCAUCAAAUAAAAUAACCCUUUUAACAAACAAUACCAAUAAGGAAUCUAAUUAUGUCUUAUUAGGGACGGCCAGAAUAAGAUUGCUGGCAUCAAAUGGAAGACAAAUUGAAUGCAGAGCAGUAUUGGACUCUGGCUCUCAAAUCAAUCUCAUAACAAACCGACUGUCAAAAAAAUUGGGCUGCAAGCCUAGGCCAACGCUUAUGAGUAUGGAAGGCGUAGGAGCAAAUGAAUCAAAAAUACGUCAUCAAACAAUAAUCCGAGUACAAUCAACGUUGAACGAAUUUGUAGCAGAGAUGGAUGCACAUAUCAUACCAAAAAUCGUUUCAGAUCAGUCAAUGCAGUAUUUGAAUAUCGAAUCCUGGGAUAUUCCAAAGGAAUUAACUCUCGCUGAUCCAGAUUUUAACAAACCUGGCCGAAUAGAUUGCCUGUUAGGAGCAGAGAUCUUUUUCAAGUUACUUAUUGAAGGUCAAAUAAAACUAGCAGGUAGUCUUCCAACACUUCAGAAUUCUAUUUUUGGAUGGGUUGUAGCUGGCAAUGUUGAAACUUUAAAUUCAAGCACGGCAACCUGUGGCAUAUGCACUACUAAGGAACUAGAAGAAUCUAUAUUGAAAUUCUGGGAAUCAGAAGAAAUUCCAGAUUCAACUUCGGAACUCACAGAAGACGAAUUGCGUUGUGAGUCACAUUUUUUGCAACACACUUUUCGAGGAAGUGAUGGCAGAUUUGUUGUAAAACUCCCACUAAAGAAUCAUCCAUCAGUGUUACCAGAUACAAAAGGAAUCGCUUACGAGAGGUUCAAGACAAUCGAGCGCCGUUUCAUUCAAAAUCCUGAUCUAAAGAAUCAAUAUGUUUCAUUUAUGAGGGAAUAUGAAGCAUUGGGACACAUGACAAAAUUCAGCGGUAGCGAAAUAGUAUCUCCCCAAUAUUUCAUCCCUCACCACUGUGUGCUACGUCCAGACAGCUCAACAUCAAAACUGCGAGUUGUAUUUGACGCAUCAGUACACAAAUUAUCAGGGCCAUCACUAAAUGACAUAAUGUUUAAUGGUCCAAAAGUUCAAGACGAACUGUUUUCGAUUUUGCUCAGAUUUAGAAUGCACAAAUAUGUUUUAAAAACUGAUGUGGAAAAAAUGUACCGUCAAAUAUGGGUUAACAAAGAUGAUCGAAAUCUGCAACUCAUAAUGUGGCGAGAAAAUCCCACAGAACCACUUAAUUAUUAUCAGUUGAACACAGUUACUUAUGGCACAAGAGCAGCACCAUAUUUAGCAACACGCUGUCUAACAAAAUUGGCGGAUGAAUAUCAAGGAAAUUAUUUAUAUGGCGCCACAUCUUUAAAAAAGGAUUUUUAUGUUGACGACGGUCUAAUAGGAGCUGAUACCAUCAACGAAGCGUUACUAAUUCAACAACAAUUAAUAACAAUUCUAGACAAGGCUGGAAUGAAACUAAAAAAAUGGUGUGCAAACAACCCAAAACUUUUACAUGGAAUCGCUACAGAAGAUCAAGAAGUAAAUCUCAAUUUUGAUUCCAAGGAAACCCAAUUCACAAAGACGCUGGGUCUUUUAUGGUUACCAAAGUCAGAUUCAUUUCGUAUCAAGGUUAACAGUCGAGACCAUAGUCACACAACAAAACGAUCUAUGAGCUCCGAUUUGGCACACAUAUAUGACCCUUUGGGUCUUAUUGGUCCAAUCUUGGUCACCGGUAAAAUCUUGUUGCAAGGAGCAUGGCAGCUAAAACUCGAUUGGGAUGAUGAUCUUCCGUCAGAAAUACGUAAACAAUGGACAUCGUAUAGAGAAGAUCUGGCCUUGUUGGACAAUGCAACAGUUGUGAGGCACGUAUUCAGCAGUCAAGGCUACAGCCAUGUUGAGCUGCACGCUUUUUGUGACGCCUCAGAAAAGGCUUAUGGUGCAGCAGUAUACAUUAGAACAGUACAAAAGGAUAAAACGAUAAAACUUAAUCUACUAUGCUCCAGAUCUCGUGUAGCACCCAUAAAAUCUCAAACAAUUCCACGACUAGAAUUGUGUGCAGCGUUGCUAGCAGCAGAACUCAUGGCAAGAGUUAAACUUGAUCUAGGCUAUCAAGACAAGUACACUAGACAAUCACUGCUGGGCUACCAGCAAGUGCAACAAGGCAUCGAUAUGGACGUGUGGUAA